UGACUUCAAUAGUAUCAGUUUAUGCAAUUAAAGCCAAAAGUCACCUAAACUAGUCCAUUACUCCAAGCCUAUUGCCGUUCGUGUUCCUUCCUUUCCAAUAUCGUCAAUAUCAUCACCUAACAGUAGAAAACUCGGAGCGUCAUUCAGUUUAAAAUACAUCCGCGCGUCACCUACCCACGCGUUGUUGCUGUUACCUCUGUUCUCCACUAGACGGCGAUAUUAGCCCAGGUCGCAGACUUAGCAGGUGCACCCGAGGAAAAGACCUGUCUGAAAUCUUCGGAUGUUUCCGCUCCCACUCGGGGCUGAGCUAGCGUCAAUUGGAAUGCGGUCGCCGGAGGCAGUAGGUAUUGCUGGACCACUUGACUGUGUGAUGUGCAAAUGGAAACAGAGGAUAUAAAUGGUGUCUUAUAGUUCAAGUUAACGAGGGUGGUGGCUGAGGACUCACUAUAAGCGUUGGACUAUGUUUCGCUCGGCAUAGAGAGGCGUUUUAUGUGUUGCCUAUGACUCGGCGUGGUAUGUUUAAAGUGAGAUGGAAUUAAAGCGACACCGAGGAUUCCCCAGCACCGCGGAACCACGCAUUGCAGACUGCGGCUACAAGACAGUCUGAGACAUGAGCAACAUCUGACUCCAACCCUCCAACCUUCAACCCCAAGACAGCGUUGUGGCACCUCAGGGUCACUUUCUAACAGUUGUCAAGGGUCUGACAGCAGAGGCAGCAGCAUCAUGUUCUACGGCUCGUCAUCGGGGGCCAGCAUGUCCCUACCGUCAAAGAGCCGUCUGAAACGCCAGAGCAGGACCUUCACCCAGGUGUUGUACCGCACGCUGAGCUACCGGGACCGCGUGCCGGCCGAGAACGGAGUGCCGGCGGCGCGCGGCGAGCGCUGCUCCGACGCGGAGCCCCCGGAGCGGCCGGCCGACGACCCGGCGGAGCUGUCCACGCAGAGCUCCGCCCCCGGCGUGCUGAAGAUCUUCGGGGACGAGAUCUGCGCCGGCGCCAACUACAAGAGCGUGCUGGCCACGCACCGCUCCAGCGCCCAGGAGCUGGUCAAGGAGGCGCUGGAGCGCUACUCGCUCAACAAGGGCGCCGCCCACUCCUACGUGCUGUGCGACGUGAUCGGCCGCCUGGAGGGCAGCGGGGACGGCGUGGGCUGGAGGACGGAGUGCCUGCGCGCCAUGGGGGACAACGAGAAGCCCCUGCUGCUGCAGGAGCUGUGGAAGCCCCGCGAGGGACACGCCCGACGGUUCGAGCUGCGGCGGCGGGCCGAGGUGGAGGAGCUCAACGCGAAGGAUAAGGACACGGUCACCGCGGGGACCAAAACCCCCCAAUUCCUGGCCGCCCUCAUGGGUCGCUCUGGGCUGGGCAGACACAGGAGCUCCCCCGUUCGACCCGGUCGGGUGGUACAGUCCGGCUCCAAAGAUAUCAAUGCCCAGGCCCGUAAGCUCCAGAGGAACAGGGCAAAGGGGACCCUGACCCUCCCCAGGCCGGGCAGCUCCUCCCUCUGCCGCAGCCUCAGCGAGACCAGCCUCAACCAGCUGGACCUGGGUGAGGAGCCCAAGCGGUACUACUCCACCCUGCCUGGGCCCCUGAGGGCCCGGGGGGGCCGCGAGCGGGAGGGCCCCGGCUCGGGGGGGCGGAGGAAAGAGGAGGGGAGCCAGGGGGGGGGUGGCGAUGUGAAGCACUCCCUGUACCAGUCUCCCCACCUGCUGCUGCUGCAGGGCUACAACAAACAGGACUGCCUGGUGUACCUGCUGAACCGGGAGCAGCACACGGUGGGCCAGGAGACCCCGUCGGCCCGGCCCAACAUCUGCCUCUCCUCGCCCGACAUCCUGCCCCUGCACUGCCGCCUGAGGCGCGUCCCGCUGCCCCGUCGCCACGGCAAUGGCGGCGGCGGCGGCCACGGCCACGGCCAAUGCGUGGCCAACGGCGGCAAGCCGGGCGAGGACCCGGCGGAGGGCGGCGGGCGCUUCUGCGUGGCGGUGGAGCCCCUCCCCCACGCGGGGGUCCUGGUGAACUUCGCCCGCUGCGAGCGCUCCAGCGCGCUGCGCCACGGCGACCUGCUGUCCUUCGGCGCCCACUACAUCUUCCUGUACAAGGACCCCGCGGGCGCCCAGGCGCUGCCCGCCCAGACGCUGGCGCGCCUGCGCAGCCUGGGGCAGCUCUACGACGGCGGGGGGUGUGGAGGAGGAGGAGAGGACGGGGGAGGAGGAGGAGGGGGAGGAGGGGGAGGGGAGCAGAUCUGCCGGAUGUGCGGCACGGUGCUGAGGGAGCGGCCGGCGGGGCAGGGGGCGUCUAGCGUGCCGGCGGUCCGCCGCAGCUUCAAACCCCAUCUGGUGAAGCCCCGAGGAGGAGGAGGAGGAGGAGGGGGAGGAGGAGGAGGAGGAGGAGGAGGAGGACAGAAGAGGCGGCUGCAGCUGGACUUUGACCAGGCCCACGAGGACCAGCUGCUGAGCCGGAUCCUCUCCCUCAUAGAGCCUGGAGGCGACGACCACAAGCUGACUCCGGCCUACCUGCUGUGUCUGUGCAUCCAGCACUCGGCCUCCACCUUCCCGCCCGGCAGCUUCGGCAAGCUGCUGCUCAAGAUCGUGCGCCGCAUCCAGACCAUCGCGUGGGAGAAGACAAAAGAGCUGGCACAGAAGCAAGCUCAGCACCAGGACCCAGCCACCCUGUCUCUGCUCAGCAUCUCAGACCUGGUGCCAGACCUCCAGACCAUCUUCUUCUGGAUGUCCAACUCCAUAGAGCUGCUCUACUUUAUACAGCAGCGGGCGCCUGCAUACACACACAGCAUAGAGACACUGCAAGGGUCAAAGGAGUCAUUGCUGUCAGCUACGAUAUCAGCCAAUGAGGAGGCCAUGACCAUCUUAGAGGAAGUGAUCAUGUACACCUUUCAGCAGUGUGUGUACUACAUCACCAAGUCCCUAUAUGUUGUGUUGCCAGGUUUGUUAGAUUGUAACCCGUUCCCAGCAGACAACUCAGAGCCUUGCUGGAAAGGAGGCAAGGGGUUUCCUGAACCAGUUCGCAGGGUCCUACAGGUGUUCCAGAUUUCCCAGGAGCUGUUGCAGGGGUACCAAGUCCACCCGGAGAUCCAAGCUCAGAUGUUUGCCUAUCUUUUCUUCUUCUCCAACGUGUCACUGUUUAACCAGCUUAUGGACAAAGGGCCCUCGCGGGGCUUGUUCCAGCGCUCCAAGGUGCUGCAGAUCCAGGCGUGUGUGCGGAUGCUGAUGGAGUGGGCCAGCCGGUCCGGUCUGGGCCACCUCGCAGACAAGUUCUUCACCAAGUUCAACAGCAUCGUGUCCAUCCUGGCCACACCGCCGCUGCAGCUCAAACAGCUGAGCUGGAGGACCCUGUCCAGUGACCACCCCAGUCUCAAGCCGGUCCAGUUGCACCGGCUCCUCACCCAGUACCAGCUGACCGCCGAGACCGGGCCUGUCCCGGCCUGGCAGCCCAACAGCGAGGACGAGGCAUACAUAUACCGAACCGUGGACCUCCUGGAGAGCUUUGAGAACCACCCCCCCAUCGUGCUGCCCAGCGCCGGCUUCCGGGUGGACCUGGACAGCGACUGUGUGGAGGACAGCCUCUACCGCCAGCUGCUCUACAUCCGCCACUACCUGUGGGGCCUGCGCACAAAGGGCCACGGCCCGGGGCCCGGCCACGGCCCGGGGCCCGGCCACGGCCCGGGGCCCGGGCCCGGCGUGCACACGCAGUCCAACGGCACCAACACCGCAGACUGGCCGGAGGUCCAGAGGGAGCUGCUGCCCCCCAGCCACAGCAGCCCGAGGUCGGGCCCCCCUCCCGGGGACACGGGGCCGCCGGAGCCCGCGGAGGAGCGAGCCCGGGACAGACCGCCCGGCCAAUCACACAGCAGCCUCCGGAGGAACGGCAACGCCCACCACCCUCGACCAGCCAAUGCGGACCUCUCUUGCCUCCUCACGCCGCCCAACACGCCCCUCUACCCCGACGGGGGCGGGCCGGGCCCCGUGCUAGGCCACGCCCCCCAGAGUAACGGCUGCAUGAGCAGGACCAUGGCGGAGUCCAAGAAGAGCAAUGGGCUGAUCACCAACGGACUGGAAGGGUAUGUUAGUGGGUGUGACUUUCCUUUCCCUGUCCCCUCCCCUGGCGCCCCUCCCCUCCCUGAUGACUUGUGUGUGGUGUUUGUAGUGGAGCUGGACAAGGGGCCAUAUGGAUUGGGCAUGGGACUCAUAGAUGGCUUGCACACCCCUCUGAACGCUCCGGGGAUCUACAUCCGCACCCUGAUCCCCGACGGGCCCGCCUCCUCCGACGGCAGGCUGAGGAUCGGGGACCGCAUCCUGGCCGUCAACGGGACCAGCCUGAUCGGCGCGGACUACCAGAGCGCGGUGGAUCUGAUCCGACUCGGAGGAGGCCGUUUGCGCUUCCUGGUGGCCAAGUCUGACCUGGAGGUCUCGGAGAAGAUAAGUGCCUCCUCCUGCUAAUGGCCACACUGCCUACAGACACCGACACACACACACACACACACACACACACACACACACACACACACAAACACACACACACACCAAGCACAUGUUUUGUACCCACACAGCAUCCAAGAGGAAACAGGAAGUGGAUACUCUAUGGGUGGGGGCGGGGUGUGUGUAUAUAUGGGUCCAUAUUUACAAGAACACAUUUUGUGUUCCAGGUUUCAUUUGAAUGUGCUCUUACAAGCUUGCAUGUGCACACACACAGACACACACACCCACAUACACAUACACACACACACACAGACACAGAAACCCUAAUUUAAUCAUGAAUGUGAACAUUACUCGUAGCACAAUCAGGAGAUUACACUCUACAGAAACUGCCGCCCCUCCCUGUAUCUGUUUGGAGUCGCACAGCAUGAGAGGACCAUGUGAUGGCAGAGUUGGAUGAUAGGUUGUUGUCUGUUGAGGAGGUUUAAAGCAGUGGUUCCCAAACUCUGGUCUCACUCAAGGGCCCCUGGCACUGAAUAACUGUGCUGAAAUGUUGCAUUCAGAGGUCAAUUACUGGCUCUCAGAUCCAGUGUUUGCUGUGUCAUGCAGUCAACACAGACAGUUAUUUGCACACCAUUUUUGGUGUUUUUGAGUUUGUUGUACAUUGCGUUGCCUUGAUGUAUAAAUGAGCAGCACACCGUGUGCUUAGACGCAAAAGGGGCCAAUAACAAAGAUCACACUUGAGACGGCAUGAGCAAAAGUUUGAGAAGCGCUGCUUUGCAGCACUUAUCAAACUCACACUGCGUGGUAGGACGCCAGUGUCUUUGUUCAAACCAUGGCGCAAGAGUGCCCAGCGACUCCUGCAGUGUAUAGCUCUUUCCUAGCGCCUAGUGGGUUGUUUCCCAGUUCCAUAAGUCUUGCAGGUAGGGUUACAGCAGCCUCAAGUGGUUGUAAAUGUAGGCGACCACUCUGCUGGUUUCCACAUCACCUGCAGGAUGAUAAAUAAUAAAGUGAGCACUUACCAAGUGAAACAGCCUUAGUGAAACUCCAGAGUUCUAGCAUUGUGGUAAACUGUCGAGAGGGAGACGACGUUUUGUAUAUUGAGUGUACACUUUUAUGUAUAAACGUGAAUGUUGAAACAUUGUGGAGAAUAGAAGUUGGUGAUAGUGAGUCUGACUAUUAGAAUGUUUUGAUACAUCGCAGUGCUCAUAUUUUCCGAUAUCUGAACAUUAUCAUUAGACUUCUAGGGAAAUAUUCAUAAAAUGACAAAACGUUGGCUGAUAAAGGUUGUGUCUGCCUGGCCUUUUUCUGUUGAUUACCUUAGCUGCAAAGACAACUACUUUUACUGAAUGGCACAAGUAUUGUACAAACCUUCACUUUCUUUACAAUUGUAUAUACAUAUAUAUAUACAUAUGUUCUCUAGUUGUGUGUAAAUAUUUAUUUGUAAAUAUUCUUUGUUCCAUUUUGUUAGUUUGAUGUUAGAAAUUAAUAUGCGAAAGCAUACGAGAACCUCCUGGAAAUGGAUUAUCUUGUUGAACAUUUUGGAACGUACAUAUUUUUUGAUUUGAAUUUAUUUUUGUGUUCAAUGGUUUGUAUUCCUUACUGGUUUUAAUGCAAGUAUGUCUUGUUUCUCUCUGAUCAAUAUUUAUACUGUUUAAGGAUAUUGGCCCUUAAAAAAUGAAUUAAAAUAAAUAAUUGAACAAUC
Messenger RNA from Gadus morhua (Atlantic cod), 6130 nucleotides. It is a transcript of the gene radil, whose product is annotated as Ras association and DIL domains. NCBI's taxonomy places the organism in Eukaryota, Metazoa, Chordata, Actinopteri, Gadiformes, Gadidae. The record is from RefSeq and is a predicted model, not a curated record. The transcript is spliced from 22 exons. Gene Ontology annotation, cellular component: microtubule. Gene Ontology annotation, molecular function: GTPase binding. Gene Ontology annotation, biological process: signal transduction; neural crest cell migration; substrate adhesion-dependent cell spreading. The coding region runs from base 724 to 4449 and encodes 1241 amino acids.